Molecule: messenger RNA, 1762 nt
Organism: Cheilinus undulatus (humphead wrasse)
Lineage: Eukaryota; Metazoa; Chordata; Actinopteri; Labriformes; Labridae
Gene: zmynd12
Product: zinc finger, MYND-type containing 12
Exons: 8
Coding region: 106-1230 (374 amino acids)
Molecular function (GO): protein binding
Source: RefSeq, a predicted model, not a curated record
CAUAGUGAACCUAAACUUCCAGUUUUUACAAACUUUGCUUCCUGGGCUUAGUCCAUGUCGAAAAAGUGAUACCUUUUUAUUUUUUAUUUUCUUAAUCUAAACGGAAUGUCUUCCGAUUGCCUAAUGGCAGGUGGACCUCGCGUUUUGGGGUUAACGUCCAAGAUUCUUCCUCUUGCUUUCCCUAAAGGAACAGAAAAACUGUGUGAACUUUGUCAAAGACCUGCGAACCUGCAGUGCGUCGAGUGUAGGGUCACUUUUUACUGCAAUGCAGAGCACCAGCAGGCUGACUGGGUGGGGAUCCACAAGAGAAUCUGUCCAUUGCUUGUACCCCUUCGUACACCAACAUUUUACAGUCUCCAAAGGGCUGGCCAGAUUGAAAUACAGCUUAAAAAGGCAGAGCUGAUGGAGAUCUGCAGAUCAGUGGCUAAGAGCAAAAUGUCUGAGGGAAAACACAAAGAAGCUCUGCCUGCUGCUUGGUUCUGUCUUCGCUGUGCCAUUGACGUCCACAGCCCCAGUUCAGUCCAACUCAUUCCUGUUUACCUGCUGCUGGCAGAGGCCAACAUGGGUAUUGGCAAUCUCACUCUGGUGGCAGAGCUACUGUCCCAGGCAGAGUGGGCGAUGUUGAAAAGCCCAGAAUAUGGUCAUGAAGUCUACCACCAGCUACACAGGAGCCGGGGACGCCUCCAUGUUGCAACUGGAAAUCUGGAAGCAGCACUGGUCCACUUUGCAAAUGAUAUUUACUAUGCUAGUGAGACGUAUGGUGUGGACAGCACUGUCACAUCGAGGGGCUACUUUCUAAUGGCUGAUGUGUUUGCAAAACAAGGAAAGACACCCAUUGCUAGCUCCUUGUACACUGAGGUGGUGCGUACCUGGCACAGCUAUCUGACCGAAAUCUUUAACACCCAGGUCCAAAAUGUCAAAAAUCCCUGCAUGUUGACAGAGCGAUCUUUUGACAAAUCCCAGCACGUUGAAGUGGAUGAGACCUUAAAAACGACACUGGAGUUCUGGCAGAAUGACUCCAGAAAAAAUUCAGGUCAGAUUGCACUGGUGGCCCACAGCCUGGCCAUGCUUGGGUUCCUGGAAGGAGACAACCUGAAGGCACUGGGAUUUGGCAACAUGGCCCUGCAGGCCUGCCAGCUGAUACCAAACCAUGACCUGACAGAGCCCAUCGAGGCCCUGCUGCAGCUGGUGAAGAGUCCACGGACAGAACCAACUCCUGGUUCUGACUAGUCACCAAACCUGUGCAUAUUCUAUUCUGAAAUGUGCUGAAUCGAGGGUUUGUUCAGUUUAUCACACAUUCAGAUAUCUCCAUGUGCAGUACAUACUGAAACUUGAAGAAAAAAACUAAAGGAGUGAAUACUUUCAUUGAAUGAUGUUCAAAAUACUGUUUUAUGAGGAUAACAGAAAAAUCAGCUCAUUACAGUCAUGCUUACCUUAGGUCGGGGUGUCUGCAGUAUUAAAAGUUGAUCAAUCAAUUUAGUUUAAAUUAAGGCAUUUAAAAAGUAUCAAGAAGUCUUAAAUCCAAGACCACAAGGUCUUCAACUUCAAAGCUGUUUUCCAUUUUUACAUAUGUCAAAAGAAGCUGAGAUUCUGAUAUAACCACAUCAGAUCCAAUGUCAUUCUACUUGCUUGUUUAUGUUCUAGCCUGUUGAGCUAUUAGCUACUAGUGUCCUUAGCUAGCAAGUUACUAUGUGAUCUAUCUGAAUGUUGGGUAUGUGCAAGUCCCCUGAGAAGAGGUAGGAGGAGAAGGUGUUGGCGCUGA